Molecule: messenger RNA, 1158 nt
Organism: Daucus carota subsp. sativus
Lineage: Eukaryota; Viridiplantae; Streptophyta; Magnoliopsida; Apiales; Apiaceae
Exons: 4
Coding region: 112-1008 (298 amino acids)
Source: RefSeq, a predicted model, not a curated record
GAUAAGGACAAUUUAUUUUUUAAUUUUUUUACAGUAGAUAAGGACUACUAAUUUUUUAUUGCUAAAAAAUUUCGAACCUUUGGGGAAAAAAACAAUCGAUAAUCAGAAAAAAUGGGAGGCGGAGCAGCGAUGAGAGCGGGCGGCAAGUUGGCCGGCGUGGUGAACGCCAGCUUUCGAGGAGGAAUUCCGGCAGUUGCCGUGCCAGAACAUCUCUCUUCCAAGGGUCGGACAAUCGCAGGCGUCUUGUCAUCCUCUGACGCGCAAAUCGAUGGUUCGACGGUGAAUAAAGUUUGUUCGGAGUGUGAUGAUGAUUGGGAAUUCCCCCAAGUCGAGGAAGCCAUGCCCAGGCUUGUCUUCGGUGGACCCCCUUCGCUUCAAGAAGCUAAAGAUGCCACCUCUCAACUUCGUACUGCCCUUGAUGAGGCUUACCUAUCAAAUAAAUCUAGCUGCGGUCCAUAUGUAUCAUAUCCUGAGCACCCCUUGGAGACUAAAGUUUGUGUUGCUACUGAUUCUGAUACUAAUGCCUCUGCUCGAAGUCAUGCUAUUCAGGCAUUUCGGUUGCUAAAUGAAAGUACUGCCGCUCAGACUGUUGUAGCUUCAAUUGCUAGUGAUCAGAAUGUCUGGAGUGCAGUAUUGCAAAAUGAUGCACUUGUGGAAUUUCUGCGCUCCCAAAAAACUGGUAUGAAUGGAUACUCGAAAAAAUCGAGUGCUGCUGCUGAACACUCAGGCUACGAUUCUGAUUCUGCCAAGAAGUUCGACUAUGAGACUUCUGACGAGGAAACCAGACCUAAGAAUGAUCAUAGAAAUUUCUUGGAGGACAUUAGAGUAAGACUAGAAGACAUGAUGAACAGCUUAUCUGGUUUCUUUCAGAAUCUUUUUGCUGGCUCGGGAACAGUUGAUGGAAGUGCUAAAGCAACCUCUGUGGACAAGGCUAUGGGUGCUUCAAUUAUGGGACUAGCCAUCAUGGUUAUUCUCAUAGUUGUCCUUAGGCGUGGCUCAACAGCUUAAAAAAUUUGUCGAAGCUUCUAGACUUGAGAUUUUUAGUUUUUGGAUGCUGUAUUCUUAGUAGUUUCCUUCAUACACUGUAUCAUCACAAUGUGUGCAAGACUGAAAAGAAUUAUCACCAGUUGUGGAAGAGUGGCAAGCCGCCUUAGUUGC